GAAACUAUGUCAAUUGACCUCGAAUGGAGCAAACUUGACUCGUCUCUUGCCAACUCCCUUGUCGAGGUUCUCAACAGACAGCUUCAAAACUCACCGAGGCCAUCUUUCAUAGGUCCUGUCGAAGUAACGUCAUUCGACUUUGGCUCACAAGCCCCCGAUAUCGAGCUUGUCGACCUUCGUAACAUUCACCCCGAUUUCCUCGAGGACGAUGAUGACAUCGAAGGAGACAAGGAUCCCGUCAAGGUGACGGAAGGCGCAGAUGACAACGACGGCUUCGAGUGGGUGUCGCGCAAAGCCGUGGGUCGAGCGAUGACGGAGGAAGCACCCGCUUACCAUCACCUCCCGCCCCACGUUCGAUAUGGCCGCGGACCAUCAAGUGAGAUGUUCACGUCGGCUACCUCUUUCGACCCUUCUAGAGGAUUUUGGAAUGGAGCGAGGAGCGUACCAACUUUGAGCCAACGCAAUCCAUACCUCGCUUCCCCGUUCCACAUUUCACCAUCUGUGACGCCGCCUUUCGCGGUUGCCUUUCAAUCUCGGUACGCCUCCGCUCGACCGUCUCCGAUGGUCUCUCCCCCAUCUCCUCUUUCCGGCACAUCUUCGCCACCCGCCGACUCGCUAUCGUCGCAGCCCGAAUCUGCAGCCGAUCCUCAGCCCGCGCAGACCGCCCCUCAUCCUAACCUGCAACUCCACCUUCACAUAACGUGGAAUUCCAACCUUCGUCUCAAUCUCUCAACAUCACUCCACAUAAACUAUCCAUCCCCCCUUUUUAUGUCACUUCCCAUCCGUCUGUCAGUCACAGGUCUUCUGUUCACCGGCGAGCUGGCCGUGGCGUACGAAGGCGCAGGCCCAAGUCGUCGCGUGCAUCUAUGUAUUUUGGAUGAGCUAGACCCAUAUGGCCCAGCCGGUGAGCGGCCAAAACGGGAUUCUAUGAGCAGCUUACCGGGUGGGACGCCAGACGAGGACGUCAACGGCACCGGCGCAUCUCCGCAGCAGCGCGGUAGCAAACCGUUGCCCAUAGGCCAGAGGCUGUUACCGAACAUCUUCAUUGAGAGCGAGUUGGGGCAGGCCGAUAAGCAUGUCCUAAAAAAUGUGACACGGGUAGAGAGGUUCAUCCAGGACGUCAUCAGGAAAACGGUCGAAGAAGAGUUGGUGUUUCCAAAUUUCCACACACUAGUUCUAGGAUAGAGAUGGCAACGGUGCAGGAUUUUGCAUACCCACGUACAAAAGUUUUGUAUCGAUACAGGACCGAUGUAAUUUUACAACAGCGGCUUGCUCAUGUACGGCCCGUCUAGUUCAUAACCCAACCGACGGUAAUAAUC
Messenger RNA from Heterobasidion irregulare TC 32-1, 1319 nucleotides. RefSeq lists its product as uncharacterized. Gene Ontology annotation, cellular component: ERMES complex. Gene Ontology annotation, molecular function: lipid binding. Bases 7 to 1185 code for a protein of 392 amino acids. The record is from RefSeq and is a predicted model, not a curated record. Lineage: Eukaryota; Fungi; Basidiomycota; Agaricomycetes; Russulales; Bondarzewiaceae. The transcript has a single exon. Gene Ontology annotation, biological process: mitochondrion organization; phospholipid transport.